Molecule: messenger RNA, 929 nt
Organism: Petromyzon marinus (sea lamprey)
Lineage: Eukaryota; Metazoa; Chordata; Hyperoartia; Petromyzontiformes; Petromyzontidae
Source: RefSeq, a predicted model, not a curated record
AAUAAUGAUAACAAUGUAAAUUAGGCAUAUAUGUCAAUAGCAUAUACAGUUUCUCAUCGCCACAUUGGCUUCACAGCAUAUUUAGACUAUUUGCACAAUCCCCUUUUCAACCAUGCAAGAUUUCAAAACAGAAAAUUCAGCGAACUUAUCCCACCAGGUACAGCAGAAAUUCCAUCUCUGAGCCAGAAUUAAGCCUGGCAAUGCUCUGACGUUAAUGUCUCCGGAAGGGCUCGUUGAGUUUUGUUUUCGCACGUUUUCAGGAUACCGCAUCGACCAUGUAUCGGACAGACGUGUCGGGUCUCGUGCGGGCUCCCAUCGACAAAGUAUGGACGGUGUUCCGUCCCUUUGGCAAGGAAAUCAUGAGUUGGUGGAAGAUCUACGACUCGGUGGAGCUGGAGCACCCCGGGAGAGACGAGGUGGGAGCUGUGCGCUCCUUUGUCAUCUCCUCCGACAAGAGCCGCAUCCGCGAGGAGUUGGUGCUGCGUAGCGACGCACAGCACAUUCAGGUCUACAAGCUGUUGUCCAUGGAGCCUCAGACAGCUUCAAUCCACAACGUCUCAACCUCCAUUCGCAUGAAUGCAUCCGGGCUGGGCCACACGCGCGUGGAGUUCAACAACACCUUCGACUGCCCGAGCGCCGGCGUGGCGCAGGACGUGACCCGGCGCCAGUCCGGCGCCUACCGCGCUGCCAUCUCGGGCCUCGACCGAUUCUUCCGGCCGGCCGUGGGCGUGCUGCGCGUUCGGCUGCUGAGAGCCGGCGUCCAGUUCCCCUGCGCCCAGCACUACCAGCACCGCGGUGAGCCGGCGUGGACGCCGCUGUGCCCGCUCCAGGGCGCUUGCAGCACGGUGGUGGAAGUAAAAAAAAAUAAUUCUCACCCGCUCAAAUGGGAGAAUCGGGUCGGGCUCGUCGUAGGGUUCGCCACCUCCUGA